This is a messenger RNA of Biomphalaria glabrata, 10949 nucleotides long. RefSeq names its product reversion-inducing cysteine-rich protein with Kazal motifs-like. Gene Ontology annotation, molecular function: protein binding; metalloendopeptidase inhibitor activity. The transcript is spliced from 22 exons. Lineage: Eukaryota; Metazoa; Mollusca; Gastropoda; Planorbidae. The record is from RefSeq and is a predicted model, not a curated record. Gene Ontology annotation, cellular component: plasma membrane. Gene Ontology annotation, biological process: extracellular matrix organization. Bases 148 to 3063 code for a protein of 971 amino acids.
UGAAUGUGUUCGCGGAACGACUCAUUGUUGUGGGAGGGGGGUUUUGAUCUCGCCUAAGCGAGUCGAGCGAAGUUUUUUGUGGUUUGUUAUAAGCAGUCAUGAAGGAAUCAUGCUUGCAUGUAGUCGGAUAUACUUAGCCCUUCCAGCAUGAUUGCCUUGUUCUCUAUUUCUGUUCUUCUCUUUGGACUAGUACACUCUAAAGCACCUGAAACCAAUUGUACCAGGAUAGCCAAUGAAAAAUGUCGGAGGGCUUAUACUCAGAUACAAACCUUGAGUUCGGUCAUACCCCAACUUCAGAUGCUACACUCGUUGGCAGAAGGAUGUCCACCAGAGAUGACGGACUUUUGGCAGUGCAUCAAUGGCUUACCUGCUGUCAAGCAAAUGAUGUCAUGGCCAGGGAAAGCUUGUUGCGAAAUGGCCAAACAUCGUGAAUGUCGUAAAAAGUGUUCUAUGGCUGAUAGCAAGGAGGCAAUGAUGAAAGGAUGCCGUGAAAACUCGGAGUCCUCCUUGUUUACAUGUGUCCACAGCCAAGAAGAUGGAGACCAAUGCUGUAGUAAAGCUGUGGGCACUUCCUGUGGCAUUGUCUGCCGUGGCGUCUAUUUGUACGGAGUAAGCAAUCUUCGACAAAUCAGGAACAUUCUCAGUCAGCAUUGCACUGACCAUGAUAAAAAAGUGGAAACUUGUGUACUACGUCAGUGGCAGCCCCAGAACAACAACACACAGCGAUCCCUUCUCUGCUGUGAUAAAACUCAGAUACCUGGAUGUCAGUCCAACUGUCGUAAAAUCUUGAAUACCAUCAUGUCUGAAGACGACAGGAUUGAGGAGCUGAUAAAAGUUUGUUCACAACCUCUGCCUACUGAUCCUAUGUGGCAAUGUUUUCUGACAAUCAACACUGGUCCAAAGAGGAAUGACACUUUACCGAUGAACCGCAUUGAUAAUGCCAAGCUGCAGUGUUGUUCUAAAGCAUUCGCCAGUCGAUGCAGAGAAUUAUGCACACAGACAUACAAGAAAGGAUGGUCUUAUCAUUCAGACUUUGAGAGUGCCUGCUCCUACCAACAGCCAAUGUCAAUAGCUGAAGCAAACAUGCACAACUGUCUUACAGAUGUGGAUCAGCCUUGUAAACUGGGAUGUAAUAAUUUGUCCUUCUGUACAAAUUUUAACCGUCGGCCUACUGAACUGUUUCGAAGUUGCACAGCAGAAGCAGACGAGGAUGCUCAGAAAACAUACAACACAUGGAAGAAAGGAGUCAUUCAACUUUCUCAGAUGACCAUCCCUGUAAAAGAUAUUGGUCAGUGUAAGCCUGCAAUGUGGAAAGCUAUAGCGUGCACCUUGGAAAUUAAACCAUGCGCUUCCCAUCAGAGUAUUAUAAAUCUUUGCAAGGAGGACUGCCUCAAUAUUCUCAACAUGUGUAUAGAUGAGAGUAGGUUGUCAGGGGAGCAAACUGUGCCAGCUCUUUGUAAUGCUCUCCCAUCUAAGACUGUCCCAGGGGCGUGUGUUUCAAUGGACCAGUACAUGACUGAGAGUCCAUUUUCAAACAGAGAGGAAGUCACUCACCCUUGUCACCCUAACCCUUGUGCAGCAGAUGAAGUAUGCCUAGUCAGGCGAAGAAAGUGCAAAGAGUCCCACAGCUGUGAACCUUACAUUUGCCAUAAAGCCUGUCCACUUGGUCAAGUCUCGAAGGUCCUAGUGCCCAAAGGGUCAGACAUCAGACUGGCUAAUCAUGACACAGACAGCAACAAACAAGAAGAUUGCUACCUGGCAUGCCACUGCAGCAGUAAAGGCGUCAUAGAGAACUGCAAACAGCUGACCUGCAUGAAAAGAAAUGCCUGUCUUAUGGGUCAUGAUAACAGCAAAGAACAUGGUGUUCAGUUCUCAGUGGAUGACAACAAAUGUAUUUGUAAUUCUGGCAAAUUGCUUUGCUUCAGAAAGACAUGUCAACCUGAUAACCAGUCCCCAUUAUAUCAAGGAAUGCCCAGUAAUUGUCCAACAAAUUAUGAGCCAGUGUGUGGAAGCAAUGGUAAAACCUAUCCCAACUCCUGCAUGGCCAAAUGCACUGGUGUCUUCAGAGGCAUUGCCAAUAGAGCCUGCAGUGAUGAAGAUGUGUGCAUCCAGAAGCCCUGCCCCACUGGCACUAGAUGUGUGCCCAGGCCACAGAUUUGUCUGAAUGAGUUACCUGGAGGUUUCUGUCCUCAGUAUGAAUGUGUGAAUGAAAGUGGAGUAUGUAACAGCCAUCAUCAUGAUCCUGCAUGUAGCGCAAAUGAGGAAGAAUUCACAAAUGUUUGCCUUUUGUAUGCUCAUAAAGCCACUCUUGGUUACAGAGGCCAUUGCCAGACUGGUUGCUCUAACACUGGUGUUGUCUGUGGCCAUGAUGGAGAGACAUAUAGCAGUGAAUGUGCCGCCUUGGCUGCCAGAGUGACUGUAGACUACUUUGGGAAAUGUAAAGCUUUUGGCAAUGUUGCAGGCUAUACAGGCAGCUCUACAACAUGUAUUGGGGUGGAAUGUCCAGCUCUACAUCCACUCGGCUGUGAUGGUAUUACUCCACCAGGAGGGUGCUGUCCUAUUUGUGCUGCCCAGUUAAGGAUUUUGUGGGACCCAAGGCUAAUGUCAGCAGCUGCCUUGCACAGUAAAUCAAGAAUUAUCUCUGCCAUGGAUGUCUUGAACAGUCUGUCAGAUCACAUUACAGUCAAGGAGUGUGAUGUGUUUGGCUACAUUAGCAUACACUGGGAGCUAGUUGUUAUUAUAGCCCCUACAGUACAACAGGCCACAGCCUUACAGGUGGAAGCAUGCCAAGGUGAAGCUGAGCGUAUCUACAAUCUGAUCCAUAUGGGCAGUCCAAACAUUGUUUCUUACUUGAAUCUCUCACCUUUAAUCCUGGUGACUAUGGAGCGCUCCAGGGUCAACUUGCCCUACACAUCAAAUUACGGAAGUUCCUGGGAUAAUAGCAAUUUGCUAGACCCCAACAAGAACUCAGCAUUUGUACCUCAAAGUUGUUUAACUCACAUACAUUGUCUAGCAGUACUUUACAUUCUUUGGAAAGUAGCUUUACAUUUAGGACAAUCUUAGUGGCAAGGAAUAAUGAGAACAACAAAAAAACUGCAGACAUUGUGAAUCUAACACAUGGGGAAAACAAAUUCUGAGAUAAUUGGAGAAAAUUUGUGAUUGCAAUGUUCAUAUCAUUCACUAAACUGGCAUCCUUGAGAAGUGUGUACACCAGCAAGUUGGUGUACCCAGUAAAAGUAUGAAGUUUAAGUGUACCAAGUUAAAGUACCAAGUUCAAGUGUACCCAGUUAAAGUACCAAGCAAGAAUGUUGAUGAAAAGAAAGUUCCAGUAUCUAAUUAUAUUCCAGACUUGGUUAUUCUCAUCUUAUCAAUAUUUGAGAUAAAAGAAGUAGAAAAAAGGAUUGUAUUAUUAUUUAAUAACAAUUCAUUGAUAGAUCCUUUAGAGUAUUACAUUAAUUUUAACAAAAGAUUAGCUUACAACUGUUUUAACAUGCUUGUGAAAUUUCUCCAAGCAAAACUAAAAAAAAACAGUUUCCAUUAGAGAUCAGUUGUAAAAAAAAAAGUUAAAUGAUAGAAUAAUGUUCAGUUUGCACGUUUUUUUUUUCAGUUAACCAAUCAGUAGCAUAGUUAACAUUUUUCAGUUAACCCAUCAGUAACAUAGUAAACAGUGAUAUUUAUAUAGAGACUUCAAUGAAGUAUGUGUGAUAGAAAGAGUUAUACUGUUUUAUAGUCAAUAUUUUGUUCACAAAUAACUUAUACAUGCUAUUUAUAUACAUAUAUCUAUCUCUAUGGUCUAUGUGUUGGAGUGUGUUUGGUUGACUUUAUUACUAUAGGAAUUUUUUUUUUAUUUGUGUUAUUGCUUUUUUUUUUUGUUUGUUUGUUUGUUGUUAUGUUUUUUUUGUUUUUUUUUGCACAAUUGUUUUAGUCAACUAUGUAUAGUUUGGACUACAAAGUCUCAGAUCCUGGGCUAAAACCAAACAAACUAAUCCGAUGAAAACUAAUCAGUUAAUACUAUUUCUAUUUCGGCUAGGCAAGGUUAAGUUCAGGAGUUGAUUACGGGUAGACCACUGUGUCUUUCUUCAAGUCUAGAAAGAUUGUCCUUGUCUUCUUUUUUUUUUUAAGCUGUCAUUCUGAAUUUCUUUUGGUGUCAUUCUCAGUCCAAAUGAUUUUGUUGAAUCUAGCAAAGAAAUAUACAACUAGUACUAAACAUAGAGUUUCAAAGUUUAUGAGAUUCACAUUAUUGAAUUUAACAUUUUAAUGUAAACAUAAUUGAGGUUAUUGAAAAGGAUUUUUUAAUCUUCUUUCUGCUAGCUGUUGUUGUUGUUUUUUUAUAUUUCUGUAUAUUUUUUUUUUAAUGGUGACUGAUUUUUUUUUAUGUUGAGCAAAGAUAGAAACAAUAUUUUUAAUAAUAUUUUAAAUUUCUUGAUGUCUUAACAAAUAUUAGAAUUUUAUGUGUUCAAAUCUUUUGGAAAUUUUUUUUAUUAUUAGCGCUGUCUACCAGGAAAAAAAUGAUAAUGAUGCUUCUAAUUUCUAUUGCUCCAUUGUCAGGAUGAUCAGCUUUAAUUGAUAAUGUCUUCUACAUGCUUGUACUUUGUUUUUCUUUUGUGGCAGAGCAUCUACUGUUACCUUACCUUAAAUGGUAUUCAAAACAUUUGUACUUAAAGCUUUAAACAUAUUGAGGUGUCUAGAUCCUAGGACAUUUAGAGCAUAAUGGAAAUGACAAUUUAUACAUAUAUAUAUAUCUUUUGAGCAUAAUACAAUCUUUGAAAUAUGUGCCAUCUUUUUUGUUGUUGUCUGAUAAGAAUGUACAAAAUAUGAAGAGAUAAUAAUGUGAUGUUUAAUGCUGUGUACAUAAUUCAUUCUUUACAUUUGUCCUUUAGAUAAUCUCAGGAGUUGUACAUUUAUUUUUAUUUUAAUUUGGUUUCUUAACCUGUUUUGUUUUUUUUAAUGAAUAUAUUAUAUUUUUUAAAAUUGUUAGUGAAUAUAUAAAGCUAGGAACAUUUUCUCUACAAUUAAACCCAAUUAUUUAAAAAAAAAAAAAUGUAGCUUGUUGAAGAAAAUUCCGUAUUGGGCUAGAAUCUUUUUGAUACAGGAAAAGAAUAUUCAUCAGUCAAUAUUAUUAUAUCUGAAUUAAAGUAGCCCCCUAUUAAGGCAAUUAAUUAAUGACAAAGUAAAAUGAUUGGUAUAGAUUAUUAAUAAUGUUUUUCUUUCUCUUUAUUUACAAACUACUAUGAACAAAUGUGUAUAUAAAUGAUUGUAUAUUUAUUAUUUAUAUUUAUCACCUUUUCCCAUGUUUGUUGCAAACGUAUUCUAAUUUGGUUGUAUUUACUUGUAUGAAUUUCGUUUGCCAUUAAUUCAGAGUGUUCUUUGAGUCCUGCAGAUAAUACUCAAGAUUGUUCAAUUCAAAGAACAUUUGAAGUCAUUCCUAAAGAUUGUUUCAGAUAUGUAUGAUCGUCUUUGUACAACUAACAAUACCAAUUCCCUGUCAGUAUUUUGUCUUAUUCCAUAUAUCUAGUCACCUAGAACACUGGUUUACUAAUCUUCAUAUGAGUCUGGCACAUCUUAUCUUAUCUUAUAUGAUACAGACGUUACUUCAAAAAAAGAAGAUGAUUACGUCCUACACGUCAUGCAUUCAGUUUCCAUGCCUGUGAGCAAAUACACAAGAUUGUUCUAAAUACUACCGGUAUUUAAAUAUGAAUAGAUCCACAGUGAUCCACAAAGGAUUGUUAAACUAGAAUAUGAUCUGGGAAUUUAAUUUAAAACUAUAGACAUGGGCUAAUAAUAUUAAUUUGGCUGUCUCAAACCAUGUUGAUCUGUAAAUGAGGUUAUAUUUAUCGACUAUUUUAAGAGUUAGCACACUAGGUCUGAAAUACUAAUGGAAAAUAUUGAGCUAAUCUAUAAGAUAAACUGAAGCCACCAACUAGACUGCUUCUAACUUUUCUUUUGCUAACAAAAUUGUAGGUCAUGAAAGUAAAAUAUGUCAUUUAUUGUCCUGCAUUGGAAACAAGAGCCAGUCACCUUCUUUUUAAUUUCUUAUCAUUUGUGUAUGGAAAUGCUAUGGGAAAUGGGUAAAAAAAAGUUUAUUCUGCCCUUCAGAUCACAAGCCUCAAGUCAUCCUAGUCCAUUUCUUCUAUAUUUACCCUUUUCUCGUUUUCACUAGUGACCUCUGUUGCAUCCAGCAUGCUACAAACAAAGUCUUGCCAACUCACAUUGCAAAAACAAAAUAUUUAGUUCUCAUGGCACAGCUCUAAGAAGGUUUUUUUCUUAUUGUUAAAAUAUUUACAUAAGCAUCACCCAUACAUAAUCCUUGGUGUACCUUUAUGUACAUAUUUCAUUUACACAUUUUGAUACGAAGCAGGCCAAUUAUUAUUUUAAUGUAAUUAUAGUUUUAUACAUGUUUUCAUAAAGAAAUUUUGUUUUUAAAAGAACUGCAAGCAAUCAAGUUUAUUAUUUCAUUUUGUAUUUAUGUGUGACAGUGUAAAACAAAAGUAUAAAUUCUUAUCUGACAUAUCAAAAAAAUUUUUUUAUUGUGCUAGGAAUAACCAAGUGACCAUUCUGUAUGAGCACUUUGCUAUUAUAAUAUCAAGUUCUCAUCAGAGACCAUUCUAUGUGUGCAUGUACAAUAGGUUAAUUUUUGUUAAAUAAACACUUAUGUUGAUUAAUGGUAAAAAAAAAAAUAAUUUUUCCAUUGUUUUGAAAAAAGCUAUUUUAGCACCGCUUUUAACAUUUCUCUUUAGAACUGUAAAUACUUUUUGAAAAGUUCAAAUUUAGAUUUAAUGUUGACAACUUGAAGUCUCCAUGGAUUAUAUUUUAUAAAGCUUUAAAAACAAUAGGCUUUGCCUAGAUCCUUUCUUAUAAACUGAAUUAUUGUCCAGGCUCUAAGUGGGCCUCCAUAAAGCUGCACAGAUUAGUUUGAAUGAAUCAACAAUUGAUGUUAGAAUGAAUCAAUGUGGAUGCCUGAAUGAUUGAUGUUGGAUGAAUUCAAGAUUGAUAUGUGAAUGAUGAUGUAUACAAUGCUUGACAAUCACCUUUCAUAAUUGUUUCUCAGUUUGUUUUGAAAUAUAAAUAUGAAUAUAAAUGAUCUAUUGCGUCAAGAUCUACAUUAUAUAAAUAUUUUGAUUUCUCUGUGAAUUAUUUUGGUCAAUAAAAUGUGUUAAAACCUAACACAGAUAACAGAGUCCAGAUUUUGAGUUAUUCCAAUAAUUGUUUGUCUGUUUUACUUCAUCUUUCAGAUGUUUCUUUAGAAUAGAAGAUGAUUACAUCCUACCCUAAACCUCCCAUAGGACAGUGAGGGAUGUUAGCAGGCAGGGUUCAAACCUGGGAAUAUCUAGACUACAGUCCAGAGUACUUACGACAUGAUCAGGCAGCUAUAUGCAUAUUCUAUUUCAUUCCUUCAGCCUACCAUACUUAACUUAAAGAAACAUCAUGUUAAUUUUUUUUUAAUUUCUGAGACAAGUAGCCAUAAGUCUACAACAACCACCAUAGAGUCAUCAUGUUGAACUAGACAAAAAACAAUGUUUUUCUUCACCCAAUUGAAAAGUCAGGUACGGGUAGUUGUUUCAAAAAGCAUAUUAAGUUUGACCUUAGAGAUAUCAAGCUUUAAAAACACUUUUUUUUUAAAACUCUCUAGAUUCUAUAUAUUAGAAUCAGUAUUUGAUCAGUUAUCUUAAAAAUUAAAGAUAUUACUUCAAAAUUUAGUUUGACCUUUAAGAUAUCAAGCUUUAAAAACACUUUUUUUUUUGUAACUCACUAUAUAUUAGAAUCAGUAUUCGCUCAGUUAAUCUUAAAAAUUAAAGAUAUUACUUUUCAUUUUCAUUUGUCAAUUUAGUCAUGCAUGUUAAUCAGCAACUUAAACUCUGCUAAGUUGUUGGUUUUCCUGGCUGAUUCAAGCAACCAACUCUAUGCUCUAACAACACUAAAGAAGAACGAUCACUUUAGGACUUUGUCCUAGCAAAUGGAAUAAGACAUGUAUCUUUUUGAGUAUUUAUUAGGUUUUGUAUUUGUAAAUUAUGGUUCAUUGUUUUAUGUAUUAUCACUACUGGUACUUUAUUAUUUAUUCUUCUGUCCUGAAGUGUCUCUAAAUUUAGUGAUUUUACUAAUGAUGUUACACUAAUCAAAUGUGAGUAUUCAUUUGUUAUAAAUCUCAUGGCACUAUUUUUUUUUCCCUUGACCACAUUUCUUUGUUUUCUUGAGUUAUGGGGUCCCAAACAGAGGAGGCAUAUUCUAGUAUUCACCUAAGGUUAAAUAGCUUUUUUAGUUUUAUGUUCCUGUUUGAUUUGUACAAAUUUCUUUAAAUAAACUCUAAUGUUCGUUUGAUUUCUUAAUUUAACAAUAUUUGAGUUCCCUAACUUCUCAUGUCUUAUUACACUUGGUACUUGCAGACUUUAGUCUGUGUGACUGGUUUACCAUGAAUACAAUAAGUAGUUUUUAUUUGUUACAGUUUUUUUUGUUCUUCUUAUAAUUUGCAUUUUCUGGGUGGAAAGACAUGCUCCAAUUUGAUUCCCAUUUCUAUCAUUCUUUUAAUUCUCUUUGUAAAAUUUUAGGAUCUUGUUUUUUUUAUUGUUCUAUAUAUUAUGCAAUCAUUUGCAAAUAACCCGAGUUUUGUUCCUGAACUAAUCCAAUUUUGUAAGUCAUUUAUGUCAAUUAGAAACAGUAGUGGGCAUAAGACUGUUUCAUGAGGUACACCUGAGUUUACUAUUAUUGAUGUUGAUUUAGAGCCAUUUAUUAUUACAGUUUGUUCUCUCCCUAUCAUGAAAUUCUGAGUCCAUUGAUGUAAUGCCAAAAUAUUUUUUUUUAGGCAAACCAUGUUGAUGCACUUUGUUAAAUGCCUUACGAAAGUCUAUUCAAAUGGCCUAUUUGAUGUUUAUCUAAGAGGUUUAUGAUACUGCUUCAUAUGAAUUGUUCUAAAAUUUUACAGUGAUCGUUGUUAGUGAUCCAGGAUCAGAUAUUUCUCCAUUUUUAAAUAGGAGAGUGUCAUAAGCAGUAUUACACCUGUCUACACAGACAUUGAUAUGACCUACAUAUUUUUACACAAGCAACACAGACAAAACCAAUGUCUGCUCAUGGUUGAUGUUAGUUGCCUUUUCACCAGUUUUGAGCUGUAGCUUUCCUCAGUCUAAAAUGCAUAUUCGGCAGACUUGUGUUCUCCAGCUGUCUCUUUCAGAAAUGAGGUGUUCUCUAUCACAAUUAAUACUAAUGGAUCAAGUUGUUCUGCCAUGUGUGUGUACAAAUUAAGCUAUUUUAGUGAAAUAAGUUUUAUAGGAUUUAUGUAAUGAUUGAAGCCAUGCUUCAAGGGAAAGUAGUCACAUUUACACUUUUAAAAAAUGGUCUUUUAAUCUAGUUGAUUGAAUUGUUUGAUAGUUGACCCCUCUUGGAAUAAAUUAAGAUAAAACAAGGGAAUUAUGUAAAUAAUUCUGUGAGGCAAGAAAACAUCAAGGUCAGAAGUUUUCAUGGUGAUCAAGACUUCUUUAAAUAUUUGUCUAGAAACUAAUAUUUAUGUAUAUUACAGACCUACUAUAGUAGUUUUGAGUUGUGUAUGUUGGCAUGUGUGUUUGAUGAUCCACUCAGUUUCUUUUUUUUUAAUCACUUAUUGUAAAUUAACAUACACAUGUAUUUUUAUUGUUUGAAUCAUUUUUAUGAAUGAUCUACUGCCAGGGACAUAAUUUAAGCCAAGUGUAGAUUAGUAAAACUUAAGAACUUAAACGUAGUUAAUUCAAAACUAACAUUGAAACUGCUCAGCUGACAGUUUCUGAUCAAUGAACACUUUCUGCUUUCAUUUCCUGGCAGCAACUAAAUGCCAAGAAAACAUAAAACCAGGAAUGAAAGAAAAAAAAAAGCAUGCUGAAGGCCAAAGAAUGCAAUAAAUCAUUUAUUGAAUACCUUGAAGUAAUGCAUGUGUGUAGUCCUAAAGUACAAAUUUGAGAGCUGCUGGUACAUCUGUACAUACAACAGGCAAAGACAUAGAUACAGGCGCCACAUUUCCAGUACAGUAAGAGACUUAUGCCUUCCACAAAGCCAGAAUCAUAGAAAAUACUGUCACCAUAGUAGUUGAAAUAAACAUUGCAUUAAACCCAAAAACGCUAUUUGUCUGUGUGUGUGUGUGUAUAAUCAUGAAGCACUAAACAAAAGACAUGUUGAAUGAAUACAAGGCUGAACAGCAUAACCUGCACUUUGUAAUAUUGUUGAUUGGACAGUGACAUGGUGAUGGUAAUACAGCUUUCUAUGGAAAUCACAAUAUGGUUACUAAACAACUAUAGAGCCAAGCAUUCUAAAAUACAAGAGCUACAUUAUAGUUUCAAUCCACAGUUAAUAGAUACAAGUUUGAACGCAUGGAUGCUGAGUAGUUAUAUUUAUAUAUAUGUCAAACAUUCUCUCUCUCACUCACUCUUUUCAUCUUGUUCUUACAUAGCCAGACACUUGGGAUUAAAUAGUAUACACAUUCACACAAAGACAAGCGCUCAAUUGGUCAGUUACUUCUGUUCUCACAGAAACACAUACACAUUCUCCAAUUGGUUUAUGCAGACAACUGAUAUGGGGUCAAUUCAAAUUCAAGUUUGAUUUCAGAUAAGAUUUUUUUGUAAUAGCUAAAAACUUAAAGAAGAUGAAAAUCAAUUUUAAUUGAAAUGACUUUAUAAAUUGAAAAGAAAAAAAUUAUGAAAGGUUAUUUUAAUUAUUACUGUCAAAAUGUUUUUUUUUCUCCCAGUAACAAAUUAAAUUUCAAAGCUCUCUUAUGGCAAAUAAUAAUGUGUUUUUAAACAUAUGCAGAAAUCAAUGACAACAUUUAGACGCAUAGAUUGACAUGUAUAGGAGUAAAAAUGUAUAACAUGAUAUGAAACAGCUCCAAUCACCUUAGUCCAAAUGAUAUAGUUGGCUGCAAUACUUGCAAACACAAAGAAACAAAGAAUUAAUUUGUCAUAAAUAAUGAACCAUCCAAAAAAAAAAAAAGACAA